This is a messenger RNA of Pipra filicauda (Wire-tailed manakin), 2131 nucleotides long. It is a transcript of the gene RBM28, whose product is annotated as RNA binding motif protein 28. The transcript is spliced from 18 exons. Gene Ontology annotation, molecular function: RNA binding. The record is from RefSeq and is a predicted model, not a curated record. Lineage: Eukaryota; Metazoa; Chordata; Aves; Passeriformes; Pipridae. The coding region runs from base 19 to 2052 and encodes 677 amino acids.
CGCCCCCGCCGGGCCAAGAUGGCGGCGCCCAGCGCGCGCACGGUGCUGGUGCGGGGCCUGCCCCCGAGCGCCACCGGGCCGCUCCUGGAGAGGCUCUUCGGGGCCCUCGGGCCGCUCCGCCGCUGCUUCGUGGUCACCGAGAAGGGCUCCCCGAAAUGCCGCGGGUUCGGGUACGUGACCUUCUCGCUGCCCGAGGAUGCCGGGAGGGCCCUGCGGGACCCCCCCGAGCUGGGGGGGCGGCCCCUGGGGGUGUCCCUGGCCCGGCCCCGCCCCAAGAGGGACAGGGGGCCGCGGGGGGGGCAGGAGGGAGAGGGCGAGGGGGGGGAGCCCCCCCCAGAGCACCCCCGGCCGAAGAAGCCCCGCCCGCCCUCCCGCAAGGCCCGGCUCAUCCUGCGCAACCUCAGCUUCCAGUGCUCCGAGGACGAGCUCCGGGGUCUCUUCGCUCCCUUCGGCCCCGUCCUGGAGCUGAACAUGCCCCGGAAACCUGACGGGACCCCGAGGGGCUUCGCCUUCGUCCAGCUCAGGAACGUGCGGGAGGCGGCGGCGGCACUGGGGGGGCUCAACGGGGCCCAGCUCAGAGGGCGGCCCCUGGCCGUGGACUGGGCCGUGGCCAAGGACAAGUACCAGGCGACACAGGGACCCCCCAAACCCUCUGGGGGGGGAGAGGAGGAGAAGGAGGAAGAAAAAGAAGAAGAUGAAGAGGAUGAUGAAGAGGAUGAGGAGGAGGGGGGAUCCCCCCCAAAGCGGGCGAAGGGGGGGCGGCCGCGCCCCUCGGACGUGGGCGAGGGCAGGACCGUCUUCAUCCGGAACCUGUCGUUCGACACGGAGGAGGAGGCGCUGGAGGAGGCCCUGCAGAGGUUCGGGGGGGUCACCUACGUCCGGCUGGUGCUGCACCCCCACACCGGCACCCCCAAAGGCUCUGCCUUUGCCCAGUUCGAGACCCCCGAAGGGGCCCAGAAGUGCCUCGAGGCUGCACAGGAGGGGCCCGAGGGUGGGGGGCUGCGUCUGGACGGGCGGGUGCUGCGUGUGGACCCCGCCCUGAGCCGGGACCAGGCCCAGCAGCUCCGGGGGGAGUCGGGGGGGGGCCAGCCCAGAACUGGCACCAGGAACCUCUACCUGGCCCGGGAGGGGGCCAUCCGCCCGGGCUCGCAGGCGGCCCAGGGGGUCAGUGAGGCCGACAUGGCCAAGAGGGCACGGUUCGAGGAGCUGAAGCGGCGGCGGCUGCAGGACCCCAACGUGGGGGUGUCCCGGACCCGGCUGUGCCUGCACAACCUGCCCAAGGCCCUGGACACCCCCCGGCUGAGGGCCCUGCUCCGGGGGGUCCUGCGCCACAACGGGGGGGCCCCCCCACACAUCAAGGAGUGCCGAGUGAUGCGGGAGCUGCGGGGUCAGGGCCAGUCCCUGGGCUUUGCCUUCGUGGAGUUCGAGGCACACGAGGAGGCUCUGGGGGCCCUGCGGCGCCUCAACAACAACCCCGAGCUCUUCGGGCCCCACAAGCGCCCCAUCGUGGAGUUUGCCCUGGAGGACCGGCGGAAGCUGCGGCUGCGGGAGCAGCGGAUCCAGCGCGGGCUGCUCAAGGCCAAGGCGAAGGCGGCCGAGGCUGCGAGACCCCCGGAGACCCCCCAGGGCCCCCUGGAUCACCCCGAGGGCUCGGGUGGGCAGGACCCCCCCAGCAAGGCCCCCCCCGCCAAGGCCCCCCCGGGCCCCCCCGGGACCCCCUGGGCCGGGUUCUGCACGCAGGGCCCGGGGGGGCGGGGGGCACCCGGGACCCCCCGCAACAGGGUGCUGGCAGUGCCCUCGCACCGGGGGCCCAAGAUCAGGAAACGGGACAAGGGGAAGGCACAGCCCCCUCCCCCCAAACCCCCCAAGGCCCCCAAGGCCCCUCGGCGGCGGGAGAAGCGCCAGGAGACCCCUCCCCAGAAGCAGCGGCGGCGCCGGGGGGGUCCCGGGGGGUCCGAGGCAAAGUUCAACGAGCUGGUGGAGAGGUACAAGAGGAAGAUUUUGGGGAGCCAGCCCCCCACGGCCCGAGGGGGAAAGUGGUUCGAGAGCUGAGAUUCCCCCAGCACCCCAAACUCCCCCCCCAGCACCCCAAACUCCCCCCGGGGGUGCUGGAAAGGUCACAGGCCCCACA